AUGCUCGAUGGGUCGAGCCCCCAGGCUGGAAAGAUUUGGAAAAAGGCCCACCUAACCUUCCUAAUUGAUGGAAUCAAAUGGUUAGAAGCCCACAACCCUGAAAUCGAUUGGAACUCCCGUACCCUCUCUUUCCCCCACACUCCACCAGAUUACGCUGCUAUUGCCAAGGAGGAGGAAGCCAAUAAAAAUCCCCUUGAAGGAGUACCCCCUGAAUACCAUCAGUACGCCAAGGUAUUUGGGGAAGAAGAAUUCAACAAGCUUCCCCCGCACAGGCAUUACGACAUUGCCAUCGAACUCACAGAGGAAGGCCCACUUAAUUCCCCGUUGUACAGCAUGACCAAUGCCGAGUCCGCCACGCUCAAGGACUGGCUUAGGGACGAACUCAAGGCUGGAAAAAUCCGCCCCAGUAAAUUGUCAAUUAGCUCCCCAGUCAUGUUUGUCCCCAAAAAGGAUGGCUCCCGUUGCCUUCUCCGCGGCGCCAAGGUAUUUACCAAACUGGACUUACGAUGGGGUUAUAAUAAUGUCCGGGUCAAGGAAGGUGACGAGUGGAAGACGGCUUUCCGCACCAAGUACGGCCUAUACAAAUCCCUGGUAAUGACUUUUGGUUUAACAAACGCCCCCGCUGCCUUUCAACACUUCAUGAACGAAUUGUUCAAAGACCUACUGGAUGUAUGCGUCAUCAUAUACCUAGAUGACAUCCUGAUUUAUUCCAAGGAUGACGCAUCCCACACCCAACACGUCCAUGAAGUUUUACGGCGCUUAUUGGAAAACCAACUGUUCUGUAAAGCGUCCAAAUGCACGUUCCACGUCACCUCUGUGGAAUACCUGGGAAUCAUUGUUUUGGACAAGGGUUUUAGUCUGGAUAAGCUCAAGAUCCAGGCAGUACAAGAAUGGCCGGUUCCUACAAAGGUCAAAGAAGUCCAGUCGUUCCUAGGAUUUGCCAAUUUUCUCCGCCAAUUUGUUGCAAACUUCAGCCACAUGGCUAGACCAUUGCACAAUCUGGUAAGAAAGGAUACGCCAUGGAAGUGGGAUACCAGGGAACAGGAAGCCUUCAAGGGCCUUAAGGACGCUAUCACCAACGCCCCAGUACUUUGUCACGCGGACCCUACCAAACCCUAUUUCCUGGAAACGGACGCAUCAGGUGCAGCUUUGGGAUCAAUACUCAGUCAACGGCAAGAAGACAGAAGAUUACACCCAUUGGGGUUCUUGUCGGAAUCAUUCAAAGGUGCCGAACAGAACUAUGACACCCAUGACAAGGAACUCCUUGCAAUCAUCCGGUCAUUUGAGUAUUGGCGUAUAUUCCUGGAGGGGACAAAACACCCAAUCACGGUUUUCACAGAUCAUCGCAACCUGGAAUAUUGGAAGGAGUCCAGAACCUUCAAUUGA
This is a messenger RNA of Rhizoctonia solani, 1386 nucleotides long. RefSeq names its product Retrotransposable element Tf2 protein. The coding region runs from base 1 to 1386 and encodes 461 amino acids. Lineage: Eukaryota; Fungi; Basidiomycota; Agaricomycetes; Cantharellales; Ceratobasidiaceae. The record is from RefSeq and is a predicted model, not a curated record. The transcript is spliced from 3 exons.